GGGCAGGGAGCGCGGCCAGGCCCCGCCCAUCCGCGCCGGCUCUGGGCGGGCAGCAGUGCCUCGCCGCGCACCAUGGCCGGGCUGCUGGCCCUGCUGGGCCCCGCCGGCAGGGUGGGCGUCCGGCUCUGUCCUCGCGCCACCUGGCUCUUGGGCGCCGCCGCCCCCUGCGCCCCGCCGCCCCUGGCCCUGGCCCAGUUCCGGCCCGGCCCAGACGCCCGGCUGCUCCGCACCGCUUGCGGCGACUUCCGCAGCCACCAGGAGCCCAGCAGACUCACCGAGACCCCAGGCAGCAGCAAGGCCGGCAGCAUCGAGAGCAAGCAGAGCAAGUCACAGCAGCUGAGAAAGGUUUUCCGAGAGUACGGAGCCGUGGCUGUGUCACUGCACAUUGGGAUCUCAUUAAUCUCCCUGGGCCUAUUUUACAUGGUGGUUUCAAGUGGCGUAGAUAUGUCUGCAGUCCUGCUUAAACUCGGAUUUACAGAGUCGCUGGUGCAGUCGAAAAUGGCAGCGGGCACCAGUACCUUCGUGGUGGCCUACGCGAUCCACAAGCUGUUCGCGCCCGUGAGAAUCAGCAUCACCUUAGUCUCCGUGCCCUUUCUGGUCAGAUAUCUUCGGAAAGCGGGACUUUUUAAACCUCCAGCUGCGAAACCUUGAUGAGCCCUCCAAGUGCAGGCGCUGAAAACCUAGUGUUAGAUUGUAUGAUUUGGACUGACGUUAGGAUUGUGGGUUUCUCUGAGCGGAAGCAGGGAGUUAAUUGCUACUGUUCAUGGAUAAAGUUUACCUUUGCCACCGAAAAUCAGGCUUUUGAAUAACUGUAAAUUGGGGCUUUAUAAGUUUUGCUAAUGCUAUUCAUCAUAGGGCCACACACAUAAUCUGAAAUGUCAGCAUCACACAUGAGUUAACAUCACAAAAUCAAACAGCGGACUCAAAUGUUGCUUCUAGAAGACCCUUGGUGAGGAUCUGUCUGCAAAAGCCCCUGGGGUUCCUCAUGCGCAGGUUCUUUAAAAGCAAUGAUUCGUUUAGCUAGCUUUUAAAAUUCCCUUUCCACUGAUUUGUUGUCAGCAGCCUGCAGUUUAAUAUGCAGUGUUGUGUAAAAUAGCUGCCAGUGCUACAAUUACUGAAGCAGAAGUUAAUAUAUGAUCAUAGUCCAAAUUAGCAUCAGCCCUUUGACAUUCGUUACACUCUGGGGAAAGGAAAGCAGGUAUUUCUGGUGUGUUUCACUGAUCCCUAAGCACCUGCAAACCUGGGCAUCUUUGAGUGUGAGAUGGUUUUUCUGAAAUUUCAUUGAAGUAAGCCAGGGUCACUUGUCUCUCUUUACAUGAAAUAUAGAACCUUGCCCAGUAGUAAUGGUAUCAUGUGGCUUCUGAUGCCCACCUUCAGGCUGUGGAUACCACACACAUAAAAAGCUAAGAUAAUCUUAGCCCUACUUGACAAUCUUCCUUUAACUCUUAUUUCAAACUUCAGACAUUCCAGACUUGUCACAAUGUUUACAUUGUGUCACUACUCAUAUUUUUAAACUGAACUAAAAUUAUAAUUUACACAUGAAAGAUUUGUACUACUUCCCAGAAAGAAAAUGAGUAGCACUUGCUAUACGUGGAAGACAUCCAGAAAAUAUAUUUAUACAGGGAAGGGUAGGAGACUGCCAGGUAUACGUAGCCUACCAACCCAGUUCUACCCAACAAAGGGCAGGUGUGCUAGGGGAUUACAACUGAAGCACAGAGACCCAGACUUAAGACUUCCUCCUCUCAGAAGUGGGUUAAGACUUUUCUCUGGGCUCUGACUCUCUGGGGCCUCAGUUUUGUUACGUCUGCCCUGCCUAAUGUUUGAGGGGCUCGUAUUUAUCUUUCUGGCUCACAAUUCCCUCUUUAAAAAUUGUGUCUGUGACAGUUAGAAAGCUAAAGAAACCACGAACUAUUGGUUUUACUAAGCUCUGGCGGUGGACAGUCCCCUGGUUAAACCCUAAUUACCGAUGCCAAUUGGUUAUCUCAAUUAACAUUGAAAAGGAUCUUCGUGGGACAGAUUUUCCAUUUGCAAGAUUCACGUGGGACUUUUUUUCUUUUAAAGAUGUUGGCACAUUGUCAAAAGCUUUUACCAGUUUAAAGCUAGAACUGCCUUUCUGAGAUGUAAUUCCCAGGACAGCUCCGCAGUAGCCUUAUAUGCCUGGUGACACUCUAUCUUUUUAUAUGGACUGGACAGAACCUUCCCGUCCCAUCUUGUAUUUAAAAGUGAUUUGUUCACUUAGGGCUCCUAUCGCCCAUCUGUACCAGUGUAAAAUGCCUAUGCAAAAAAACCUGAUUGAAAACCCAGGGGCUUCAAUCUUAAUCUUCACAUGUUAGGAGUGACGGGAGUGGAUCACAAGGGUGAGCAAUAACAAAUCACACCAAAUAGCCAUAUCACCACGUUCCAAGCCCCAGCCCCACUCCACUCCUGUGGCCAGUGGCCGAAACAGGAAGAAAAAAAAAGAUAAGGUCAGAAGAUCAGGGAACUAAAGUACUAAGUGAUUUCACCAGCAAGAUGUACGGACUGCUUGUAUUUACAGUUUUUAAUGGACCUAGGGGGAUGAUCUAUUUUAAAAAUGUAAACCAGUUUGCCUCUAAUUUUUUAAUCUGGCAAGGUGAGCGUUUUAAGUGAAAUAAACUUCUUUAUAAAGUUUGA
Chinchilla lanigera (long-tailed chinchilla) is the source of this 2652-nucleotide messenger RNA. It is a transcript of the gene Mims2, whose product is annotated as family with sequence similarity 210, member B. Bases 73 to 651 code for a protein of 192 amino acids. Lineage: Eukaryota; Metazoa; Chordata; Mammalia; Rodentia; Chinchillidae. The record is from RefSeq and is a predicted model, not a curated record. Gene Ontology annotation, cellular component: mitochondrion. The transcript is spliced from 3 exons.